Messenger RNA from Puccinia graminis f. sp. tritici CRL 75-36-700-3, 2879 nucleotides. RefSeq lists its product as uncharacterized. The transcript is spliced from 5 exons. Bases 1 to 2829 code for a protein of 942 amino acids. The record is from RefSeq and is a predicted model, not a curated record. Lineage: Eukaryota; Fungi; Basidiomycota; Pucciniomycetes; Pucciniales; Pucciniaceae.
AUGACUGGCCAGCCCGUCUUCGGUAUCAACACAAGUUUUGCGGGCGGGCGGACUUACUGUGAAGGCAAUACCAAUACCUAUGGACAUCAAACCAGCAACCAACAACUUUCUUUGCCCUUAACCUCAGGAAGUGAUAUAUCAUACAACCAAGAGCCGAAUCACCGCAGCGCUCAUACCUCAUACAAUCAAGGGCAAAACUACCGUGGAGCCACUUCAACCCCGCAUAACCAGCAAUAUCAUACGCCCGAUGGCCUCAAUUCAUACCAGAACUCCAUUCAAAAUCCAAAGACGUCUUACACCCACCAACACAUCACCCAGAAUUCGCCCCCUGCCUUGCAGGGCCGACGUAUAAUUAGUGGCCCCAACAUAUCCCAGAUUCAACUGCAAGGCCAAGCGACCACGGAUCGCCACUUGCUCAACGUUCAACUGCAAGGCCAAGCGACCACGGAUCGCCACUUGCUCAACGGCCAGCCCAUGCUAACCACCCAGGCAACAUCUCAUUCUAGAGCACAAGCUCCAGGUUCCCAUAAUAAUCAAAUACCUCGAGAUACUCUCCCUCAUCUGCCCAGUCCACUGCACUCGACCCCCAGAUUCCAACAUCCUUGUGGCAAUACAACCGGACAGUCACAGCCAAACUCCAGCCCCAUUCAAGUUCGAACAGUCCUCCAUCCGCACACCAAUGUGCAUCCAUCCGGGUUGAAUAACCAAACACGUCUGCCAAAUUCUGCAUCAACCACGCACCAGCAAGAAGAUUGUGUUCCGCCCCCUCGAAACUACCGUUUGUCUGUAUCCCAACCUCAAUCAGUCUUGGUCCAUCAAGCCACAAUUGCCAACCGGGUGCCACCUCCCCAAACCAAUACCUUGGCUCCCUUGCAAGCUCGCUCCCAUCAGCCCAGUCAAUCAGCCGACCCCAGUUCAGCUUCAGUUCAUCAGACCACAAUCUCCAACCGGGCCCCACAUUCCCAACUUGAUUCUUCAGCUACAUCGCAAGCUCAGUCCCACCAGCCUGGUCAAUCAGCCAACCCCAGUUCAGCUUCAGUUCAUCAUACCACAAUCUCCAACCGGGCCCCACGUUCCCAACUUGAUUCUUCAGCUACAUCGCAAGCUCAGUCCCACCAGCCUGGUCAAUCCGCAAAAUCCAGCCAUCCCUCCCUUGACAACGACAUCAAUUUAGCGGGGAUAAUGUCUGGGUCGAUGGACAGCGGUAAGGAGGUCGUUCGUUCAUUGACUGAGGACGAAAUGAUGCGAUUUAAGGACAUGAAUCUCUCGAUCCUCCGUCAAAUUGCAUCUGACAAACCCCCACGUAGCAGAAUGACUGCAGAGAUGAAGAGUGAACUGGACGACCUAUAUUACGAAUUCCAGAGAGAGCUCCACAAGCUUUCAAUCAAGCAUCAAGUCGGGCCGCACCUCUGCUUUGCUCAUCUUGGGCAGUCAAAAAAGGUGAAGGGCGGCUCCACAUGGAAUAACUUUCAGCAGUACGAUCCCGAGGCGCUGGCACUCUUUGAUGAAUUUGGAAAGGAUGUUGGCGGAGAUAAGGUAGCGGAGCUAUGGAAAACGAAAGACGAUGCAACGAAAAAGUUAUAUAAAGACAUCGAUUUUCUCAUCAGUUUGACCGAAGAAAAUGCUGAUGCCAUUGCUGCUGCACAAGAUAACGUUUACUCAACAAAUGGGAGUCGAUUGCGAUCAAAAACGAUGGUUUCCUCCUCACAUGUCUCUCAGAAGAAAACGAUGACUAUGGUUAGCAACUGGGUCCGUAAAACAGAAGCCGAUUUGAAAUCCAUGGCCUUCUUCCAUCAAGUUGAAGGCUUUUUUGUUGUAGCUUCCCGCCACCCAAAAAGUACAAUCUUUGAGAAAGGUGGAUCGGCCCUAGGCUACAACUUUCUUGAAAUGAUGGCCGAUAAGGAAGAGAAGGACACUGCGGGGCAUUUUCAUACCUGGGUUGCUGCAAAAGCUAUCCAAAUCAUUAACGGCAUCCGAGUAGAUCCAUCGAAAUCCAUGAAACGAAAGGCGAUCACUUCCACAAACGAUAAAACAAAUGUAGCCAAUGAAUUUGAUAUGGGCACGGUCGCUAAAAAUGUUCAUGCCAUUCGGGAAAAGCUAAAGGAAAUGAUACAAUCGGCAAGUGGCAACGAGCUAUGUUGCGCCUGGCCAGCGACGGAUUCCGUAAACAAGUUAAAGGAGUUGAAGCUCAAACUCCAUGUCAAGAAUAACGACUGGAAUAUUGUGCCCAAGGACUUAUUUCAACCGCUUUCCAGAUUGCACGAGGGUCCGGCCAAAGGCAUACUUGCUUGUUUAAACACCAAACGAAUUCUCAUCACCUACCAUGGGAAUGAAGACUCUGAAGAUGAAACUACUGAUUCGACCGAAACAGAAUCCGAUUCAGAUGAUGAAACCGAUACCACAGAGGACGAGUCAGACAGCACCAAAAGUAGCGUCGAAGUCGAUAAUCCACCUCCUAAGAAGCGUGCCCAAAAAAACAGCAAGACUGGAUCAUCCAAGAAGAAGUCCGGCAGCUCCAAGAAGAAGUCCGGCAGUUCCAAGAAGAAGUCCGUCACCUCUAAGAAGAAGCCCGUCACCAAAAGCAAAUCUGCCGUCAAUAAGAAAUCGACCAGCUCGAAGCAAAAGCGUACAAGUGCCGCAAGUACCAAUCAAAUCAGCGACACUGUUACAACUCAAAACAGCAACACCCUUACAACUCAAAACAGCGACACCCUCGACCCCAGAAGUAGCUUAGCAGGCAUCUCAGGUGCUCAAGAAGGGGGUACUGGUUUGGUCGGAGACUCUCAAAUUCAAUCUUCCAUUGACCCUCUGCUGGAGACGCUUGCUUAAUUCGCUGGACGCGCUUCCAUAUAUUUUCUCUGUCUCACUGCUUUUGUAAU